CUUCAUUACAUUCUUUUCAUAUAAGAAAUAAUAGUCAGUAAAAUUCACGUAUAAGCACAUAUGGCUAAAUUUACCUCUCAGAUUGCUUUGUUAUUCAUUGUUGUAGGUUUGGUUUGCACAUUUGUUCCUGUAUUUUCAGUCAACGAAUCUGAAGCAAAAUCGUUAUGGGAUACUUGUCUUGUUAAAAUCUCUCCUCACUGUGCCUUGGAUAUAAUCGCCAUUGUUUUUGGAAAUGCAACCAUCAAUGAUACUUGCUGCCACGAUCUUGUUCAAGAAGGAAAAGUGUGUCACGAUACUCUCAUUAAAUAUAUUGCUGACAGACCAGCCUUAAUUGCCCGUGCAGCACUAUAUUUGAAGAAAAGGGACGACUUGUGGAGUCAUUGCAUUGCAAUCUCUAAAACUGCUUAAAUUAUUUUGAUUAAAAACUUGAUAGUUUUGUUGUAACAUUUAAUUUAUCAGAA
Messenger RNA from Camelina sativa (false flax), 461 nucleotides. RefSeq lists its product as uncharacterized. NCBI's taxonomy places the organism in Eukaryota, Viridiplantae, Streptophyta, Magnoliopsida, Brassicales, Brassicaceae. The record is from RefSeq and is a predicted model, not a curated record.